AUGUACAACACCACAAUAUUCACAGAGCAGUACCACUCCGCUCAUGGAAAUGUAAUACCACAGAACACCAAGGUACUUGGUCAACUCAGUUUCUCAUGUGACACGACACUCAACGAUAUCUGUAUACCCGAUCAUGUUUCAAGCAUUCAAAGUUACUGUUUCAGUCAUUGCGUUCUACUCUCUUCAGUCACUUUUAAUUCAAAAGAAAUUACUUCGAUACCACGAGGGUGCUUCUUGGGAUGUGAAAACUUGUCGAAUAUAGUGUUACCAGAAGGUGUCACGGAAUUACAGGAUGAAUGCUUCUUUGGGUGUAAGUCACUCAAGAAAAUAGUGUUGCCGUCGACUGUUGUGUCGAUUGGGAAAUACUCGUUUUCCGAGUGUGACCAACUCACAUCUAUCGAAAUACCAAGCAACGUCAAAAACUUGGACCUUUUGUUCAAAGAUAAUUGUUUUGAGGAGUGCCCUAUUGAAGAGGGGAUAACUCCUAAAAGUUCCAAAAAGGAAAAGAACAAGAAAAAGGGGAAGUUGUGUGGGGCGACGUGCUGUAUUGUAUAA
Messenger RNA from Entamoeba invadens IP1, 555 nucleotides. RefSeq lists its product as hypothetical. The transcript has 2 exons. Lineage: Eukaryota; Evosea; Mastigamoebida; Endamoebidae. The coding region runs from base 1 to 555 and encodes 184 amino acids. The record is from RefSeq and is a predicted model, not a curated record.